GGUGCUGCUGGGACAGAGCACCUUCGCUCCCAGCUCCUGGAUCCUGGGUCCCAGCCACAGGUGGCUAAUGUCACCGAGCAGCUCUCGGGGGACAUGGAGAUCACCAGGCCACGUGGAGGCGGUGGGGUCAUCACUUCGGUUUUGUCUUGGCAGAUUGACCCCGAUGAUGUUCUCACAAAAGAAGAGCAGAUCUAUCUCCUGGUAGAAGCUAAGGAGAAAUGUCAGAGAGACAUAAAAGCCCAGCUGGAGCAGACCAAAGACACCAGCUGCCUUCCAGAGUGGGACGGGAUUAUCUGCUGGCCAAAGGGCUCCCCCAGCCAGGAGGUGGCGGUCCCCUGCCCCGACUACAUCUACGACUUCAACCAUAAGGGUCAUGCCUACAGGUACUGCAGCGCCUACGGGACCUGGGCCAUGGCUCUCAGCACCAACAAGACCUGGGCCAAUUACACCGAAUGCGCUUUGCUCUUCUCCUCCGAGAGCCGGAGCCGCGAGAAGGAGGUGUUUGACCGCCUGCACCUCAUGUACACCGUCGGCUACUCCAUCUCCCUGGCCUCCCUCAUCGUCGCCGUCUGCAUCCUCUCGUACUUCAAGCGCCUGCACUGCACACGCAACUACAUCCACGUCCACCUCUUCACCUCCUUCAUCUGCCGGGCGGUGUUCAUCUUCGUGAAGGACAUGGUGCUCUACUCAAACACGCUGGCCAGCGAGACGGAGAAGAUGCAGGAGGACGACUUCAAGGCAGAAAUGGGUCCCUCGCCAGGACAACGGAGCCACCUGGUUGGCUGCAAGGUGGUGGUGACUCUCUUCCUCUAUUUUCUGGCCACCAACCACUACUGGAUCCUGGUGGAAGGUCUCUACCUUCACAGCCUGAUCUUCAUGGCCUUCCUCUCCAACAAGAGCUACCUGUGGGUCCUCAUCAUCAUCGGCUGGGGUCUCCCUGCUGUGUUUGUGUCUGUCUGGGCCAGCGUCAGGGCCUCCCUGGCAGAUACACAGUGCUGGGACCUCAGCGCAGGGAACAUGAAGUGGAUUUAUCAAGUCCCUAUCUUGGCCGCCAUCGUGGUGAACUUCUUCCUCUUCCUCAACAUCGUUCGGGUGCUGGCCUCCAAGCUCUGGGAGACGAACACGGGGAAGCUGGACCCCCGGCAGCAGUACAGGAAACUGCUCAAGUCCACGCUGGUGCUGAUGCCGCUUUUUGGAGUCCAUUACGUGGUGUUCAUGGCCAUGCCCUACACCGAAGUCUCCGGGGUCCUGUGGCAGAUCCAGAUGCAUUACGAGAUGCUCUUUAACUCCUCUCAGGGUUUCUUUGUGGCUUUUAUCUACUGCUUUUGCAACGGGGAGGUGCAGGCGGAGAUCAAGAAAGCCCAUUUUCGGAGAAGCUUGGCGCUGGACUUCAAGCAGAAGGCGCGUGCCACCGGCGCGGCGGGGAGUUGCUACGGCGGGCUGGCCUCCCACGCCACCACGAGCUUCAGCAUGAGCCUCGCGGGGCGAGGGGCCGGGAGCACGCAGCAGCGCGGGCUGCUGCUCCCUGCUCGGGCCAGCCUGCCGGGCUACGUCCCCAGCUCCUUUGCCUCGGGGAACUUUUCACCCUGUCCGCCCCAGGAGAUGAGCCAGAAAGCCUGCGGGGACAACAUAGGGGACUUCACAGACCUGAAUCAGCGUCACCCCAGCCUGAAAAGAGAGCUGGAGACGAUGCUGUGA
Messenger RNA from Leptosomus discolor (cuckoo roller), 1698 nucleotides. The record is from RefSeq and is a predicted model, not a curated record. NCBI's taxonomy places the organism in Eukaryota, Metazoa, Chordata, Aves, Leptosomiformes, Leptosomidae.